AUGGCUACUGCCGUCGCAAGCAAACCCUCGGCGCCCCACCAGAAAAUGAAGCGUCCACCUCUCCCCGCUGUCCAAACCAAUGGAGUCCAAUCUCACCAAUCAUCCCUUUCACCCUCUAUGAGCACGAAAAGACCACCCUCUGGCUCCAGUUUCAAACAACCUCCUCCCGCGCCGAUUGCCAAUGGUGUCAAUGGUAAUGUCAACGCAUUUGCGUCGCGCUUGAGCAAUCGGAGGAGAGAAACACAGAAGCCGGGAGACUCAAGAUCAAACCGGAGUGGGAAGGGACUCGAUGGGCAAAGGGUGCCAAAGACGAUACCUGCGCCCUACGUCAAAACACAGCCAUAUAUCCUAAAGAAGUAUCGGAGCAAACCGCCGUCGCUCAUCAUACACCUACACCCAACGCAUUUCAGGUUCGACCAGCAAGAUGGUAGCUUCUCGUACGGCUCGCCAAUGAAGUUUAUUCUGGAGCAUCUAAAGUCGCAGACCGUGCCUCACGAUAUGGUAGAGGAGCUUCAGGCUGCUGGCGUUAGAUUUUACGAAAGCUGUCUCAUAGUGCAGGUUCAGGACCACAGAAGCACCUCCUCUUCAAGCGACUCGUCCACAUCCACAGCUACCACCAAAACUGACACCAACGUACCUUUCUCGAUUCACAACUACAACCAACACCUUACACCCUCACCCUACGUUCCUUACCCGCAGAUAGAGGAGGAACCCAAAGCCAACGGCAACGCACCUGUAGCACCAAGUGCAGAGGCAUCAGUCUCAAAAGACAAGCAAGCUAGCAAAGGUCCCAAGACUUUUACUGUCGUUCUCUUCCCAACUCCGCUCUCCCUGCAGGAAGAAGUCUAUAUCCAAGCCAAUACCCCAGACCUUCGCAACAACCGUAAACAGUCCGUUCAAGUACCCCGCACGCCAGCUUCUGCAACUAUACCACCAACACCGAUGUCCGCCGUUCCUCCCACACCGUCUGUUAACGGCCCUCCCAAUAAGAAACAAAAGAUGAUGAUCAGCGGGCAGGAGAUCCAUGAAUUUGAGAGCAGGGCGAUAACGACAACCGCUCCACCUCUUUUCCUAGAUCCCGUCGACAACAUUGAAGACGCCCAUACACUACUCGGCAAUUUGACUGAUCCUCGCCAUCAGCAAAGCCACCCUGCUCCUAAGACAAGGAAGCGCACUGUUGCUGAACUGGCCGCCGAUGAGGCCAUAGCAGCACAAGAGCAAGCUUUUAUGCUCAUUAUGGACGAGAGACACAAUGUGUCAGGCCCGGCUGCUAAGGCAGGGACGACUGAUGGAGAAGCGGGCACCGCAACGUUUGAGCCACGCUUUGAGACAUGGCAAGCUAUCAAGAACAUCAGGGUCGAGCACAAGGAGCGAGCUGAGCGAGAAGCUGAGGCCAAGGCACAGCGUGAGGCCCAGUUAGCGAUCCAGAAAGCACGGAAUGAACAACAGGCGCGAGAACACAGGGAAGAUGCCAUACGAAGAGGUAAAGAAGCUGAACAGCAGCAAGCACUGGAAAUCCAGCGGCAAAAUCACCACCUCAAAGAAAAACAAAUGAGAGACGCAGCCACAGUUCACCGGAUGCAAGAGAACCAGAUGAGAGAAUCACAAAGACAGGCUUUGGCUACCGGCCAGACUCAAUUGAACCACGCUCAUCCCAUGCCACAUGCAGUCUCCCAAGCUCAGCACUCAUCGCCGGUAGUGCGCAACUUGACGCCCAAUCUGCAUUCGUCGCCGCUGGUUGGUCAUGUAUCCAUGAACCUUACUUCCUCCGCUCAAGGGAAUGCCGGCAGUCCAGCACGGCCUCCUUCGGCUAUGCAGCAUGGACACCCUGGUUCUGGAGGUGUCGCUAUGGGCAAUCAAAGAAGCCGACAGCCACCCAGUCGCACAACCACGCCACUCAUGAAUGGUACGCCGGCCAUGCCGCAUGCUACACCUGUAGUAGGCCAUGCAACCCCUCGCGUGAAUCAAGGAAGUCCACCAAUGGCAACAAAUCCUGUAAUGAACGGCAUGCCAAACCAAGGCUUGAAUGGACAUCCACAGUACACAUCUCAGCAAUUGAAUGAGAUCAUGUUACGCCAGCAUCAUAAUCAACGGAGGCAAGCCGAAGUCAACGCCCAAUACCAACGAAACAUGCAGAAUGGCUCUCCCAACCCGCAGAUGUCUCCAGAUGGGAGGCCACCCAUGCAGAACCUCCAACACCUUGCUCAUCAAAACCAACAGCAGGUUCGCAACGAUUACAUGGUAUCGCUACAGAGGCAACAACAACUUCAAAUGCACAAUGGCAACGUCCCUCAUGGCAUGCCCAAUGGAGCCUCUCCAGCUCAACUUCUUCAACAACCUCGACCUCCACCGCAGAAUUCCAAUCAGCAGCCUCAACCCCAGCAACGCGCCAUGAACGCGCCGCAAACACAGCAAUCACAGCAGAUGCAGAAUUACAUCCAAACCUUCUACAACAAGACUUUGCAAAGCCUCGCCGCACGUCACAACAACAACCUCGCCGCGAUAACCCCACAAGAGCAAGCACAGGCAAGGCAAACCGCUAUUUCAAGGGGACAACAGCAUUUCAAGCAGCAACAAGCGCUAGUGCGGCAGCAGCAGCAACAGCAGAUUGCAAAUAUGCAAGCGAUGGGGCAAAUGCCGCCGGGGGUGACCGGGCAAAUGAAUGGGAUAGGCGCGCACAUUGGUGGGCAGCAGAUGAGUGAGCAGCAGAGGCAGGCGAUGAUGCAGAUUACACAGAUGCCACAUAUGAGUGGUCAUGGCGUGCAGAAUGUCAAUGGGAGCAUGCACUCGCAUAUGAAUGGUGGUGGGAUGGGUGGGAUGCAGUGA
Messenger RNA from Letharia columbiana, 2826 nucleotides. RefSeq lists its product as uncharacterized. The coding region runs from base 1 to 2826 and encodes 941 amino acids. The record is from RefSeq and is a predicted model, not a curated record. Lineage: Eukaryota; Fungi; Ascomycota; Lecanoromycetes; Lecanorales; Parmeliaceae. The transcript has a single exon.